Molecule: messenger RNA, 1288 nt
Organism: Moneuplotes crassus
Lineage: Eukaryota; Ciliophora; Spirotrichea; Euplotida; Euplotidae
Source: the annotation of a GenBank genome assembly
UUGGAUUGGAUUUUGGGAUUGAGUGGGUUAGUUGGAUAGUGAGUUAUGGGCUUCUUCGGUUACUUUGAUGAAUGACAUGUUGUGUUUGGACAACAUUUGUUCGACUUUGGGUUUAGAAAGUUUGCAUUCUCUGGUGUUUAGAGUUUGUAAGGAGUUUUUAUAUGGGGAUCUACUGAUGGCUUCUAUGAUGUUCUCAAAUCUUUCUGGAUAAUUCCCCCAGUCCAUUGUUACUUUAGAGUCUCCUCAACAGUAAUCUAAACUUAAAUAUGUGGUUUUAGUUGGCUUAGAUCCAAAAUCCAUUUUUCUUUAGUAUGGACUUUACAAGCAUGAAUUAUUAAUCUUUCAGAAUUUAUAGAUUUUUGGAAAACAGCUUCUAAAUCUGUAGGAGUAAAUUCAGAAUAAAAUUAAUAUAUUUCUUUUGUGAUUUUUGGCAAGCUAUCUUUUAGCCCAUUGAUUACUUUUUCUAUCCUACCAACAACUCUGCUCAAUCAUUAUUCAAACACAGAAGAGGAAGUUUAUCAGGAAUAGAAUGCGCCAAGAACUAGUCAAGACUUUCUAAAGGAAUAUCUUUGAUGCUUUUAAUAUAUACCCUCUUGAUUAUUUGGGAGUUUAACUUUGUUCUGUGCAUAAGCUUCAAUCAAUUUCCUAUGCUUUUCAUUGCCUUUGAGUGUUUCAAGUUUAGCAUUUGAGUCGAAAGUCUUGGCUUCUCCAACUAUAUCUUUGUACAUGGCUUCGCAGAGUGGACCUUUAAUGUGCUGCAAAAUACCUUCUUUUUGAUCCAACUCUUUUUGGCUCUUCUCGAGAGCUUUCUGAAGGUCUUCAUGCUGGGUUUUGAGUUGAUUAUGCCGAAUCGUAAGAGCAGAAAGUUCCUUCUCAAAGUCUUCUUUCUGAAUUUGUUCUCUCCCAAUCAGGUCUUGCUGUUCUUUUACUUUGUUGUUGAGCUCGUUCACUGCUCUUUCAAUAGCUUUGACCUUUGCUUCAGAGUUCUUGUUAUUCUCUUGGAGAUCUUGGAUCUGUUUCUGGCAUUUAGCCUCAGUUCUCUCUUUGAUAUCUUUUGUCUUCUCUUGAAUUUCCUUCUUUGUUUUGGCUUCAAUUUGGUCUUUGAACUCUGUGGUUACUUCUCUGACAGUCUCCUCAAAUUCUGGGGAUUUUCUAAUUGACUCUUUCUGGACAGCACCAAUCUUGCUGUAAGUUAGUCCCACCAGCUCGCUGUCGAACAGCAACCUCAAGUUCAGAUUGGAACCUUGCUCGUAGUUUCCUACUCUUCCAAAGUUGCCUCCAAGGAUAU